Molecule: messenger RNA, 831 nt
Organism: Pichia membranifaciens NRRL Y-2026
Lineage: Eukaryota; Fungi; Ascomycota; Pichiomycetes; Pichiales; Pichiaceae
Exons: 1
Coding region: 1-831 (276 amino acids)
Biological process (GO): translation
Cellular component (GO): large ribosomal subunit
Molecular function (GO): RNA binding; structural constituent of ribosome
Source: RefSeq, a predicted model, not a curated record
AUGUUGGCUCUCCGUCGUAUACCUGCGGUUGCUGCAGACAGUCGAUCUCUCGCCAGAUCGUUUUCGACCGUCCAGCCCUUGCUAGCUCCAAAAAAUAAGAAAGAAUUAGAAGCCAAGAAAGCGCUGGAAAAGAGACAGGAGCGUAGAGAUGCUGUGAAGAAACUAGAGGCCAAGAAGCCUGCCAGCUCCUCUGCAUUGUUCAUGAGCGUGAAGGACGCCCUAAAAUAUUUGAGAGCCACCGAGGUGGGAAGAUCUCUCAAUGAGGCUUCCAUAACGAUCCAGACUCCAAUCUUGAAGGAUCGUGGUGUUGCUCCUCUGCAGGGUGCGGUCAGAUUGCCAAAGCCUUUGAAGGAAACAAAGAUCCUCUGUCUAACGAACGACGAGGCAAAGAUCGCCGAAGCUUUGCAGAACGGUGCUGCCAAGGCCGGCGAUGCCAAGUUGAUCGACGAGAUAGCAAACGGUACUUUGAGCGUCGAAGGGUUCGAUAAGGUGUUGGCUACGCCUGAUAUGGAGCCUUUGCUAAGAAAAGUGAGCAAGAUCCUUGGUCCAAAGGGCUUGAUGCCUAACGUGAAAAGAGGAACCAUCUCUGAGGACUUGAACAACCUUAUUCUCUCGACGUUAGGCACGCAGCCUUUCAGAGAAAGAAACAACUACGUGUCCUUGACCAUCGGUAAAUGCGGUUUCACGGAUUCAGAGAUAUUGAAAAACAUCUUGGCAACCUCGGAGGCGUUCAAGGAGAGCGUUCAAAACACAAAAUCGAAAAAGCCAAUUCUCAUGGGCCAAACGAUCCUCAGCUCGACCCACGGUCCUGGUAUUGUCAUUAACUUCUAG